This is a messenger RNA of Notechis scutatus (mainland tiger snake), 1412 nucleotides long. NCBI's taxonomy places the organism in Eukaryota, Metazoa, Chordata, Lepidosauria, Squamata, Elapidae. The record is from RefSeq and is a predicted model, not a curated record.
UCGCUUUCCCUCAACCGCCACUGGGCGGGGGGGGGGGGGUGCAAGAAUUGCCCAAGUGCCGCGGGGAGGACACUGACUUUCACUUUCCCCUCUCUUUGGCAGUGCCAGCCAGACGCAGCGCAGGAGCCUCUCGGCCGCUCCAGGGAUCUCAAAGGGGCUCCCCCCUUGGGUCCUCCCCCCUCCAGCUGUAGCCCCUGGGGCUCCUCCGCCGGCCCUGCCUCGCUUCUGCGCCGAGGAUGUUUAGCCCGAAGCCCUACGACAGCCCUCCCGCUGGGUACGGACCCCCCGGGGAGGACUACGGGUACCCCGUCAAGUUGCCCCCGCCGGGUUCCUACUACAUCGAGGACGAGCCCCAGCUUUUCUACAAGUGGACCUCCCCGCCCAGCGUGGUGAGGGUCCUGGAGGGGCUGGGCGUCCUGCUCUGCGUGGCCAUCUUCGCCUGCGUGGCCUCCACCCUGGCCUGGGACUACGGCUACGGGGGCCUCUACGGCGGAGGCAUAGGCGGCGGCUACUACGGCAUGGGGGGCUACGGCGGCAUGGGGGGCUACGGCGGAGGCCUGGGCGGCUACUACGGCGGCUAUGGCAUGGGGGGCUACUACGGGGGCAUGACCAACCCCCGGGCAGCCAGCGGCUUCAUGCUCGCCAUGUCGGUGCUGUGCUUUAUCGCCCUGCUGGCUCUGGCUGUCGUCAGCCUCACCAAGUCCGGUGCGGCCCGGUCCAGGCGGUUCUACCUGGUGGCCCUGGUGGUCUGCGCCCUGCUGGCCUUCGUCAUGCUGAUUGCCUCCAUCGUCUACAUCGUGGGGGUCAACCCCCAGGCCCAGAUGGGGAGCAGCUACUACUCGGCCAACCCCUUGCUGGCCUUGUGCAACCAGGUCUACACCGGGGGAGCGUCCUACAACCAGUACCUCUACCACUACUGCAUGGUGGACCCCCAGGAGGCCGUGGCCAUCGUCUGUGGCUUCCUCCUGGUGGUCCUGCUUUGCGUCAUCUGCUUCUUCGCCCACAAGACACGCCAGAAGAUCUGGCAGUUUGGCAAGCAGAACAUCUACUGGGACCGGCCCCCAGCGCUGGAGGGGGGCCCCAAUGUGGAGGAAUGGCAGGGCCAUCGUUUUGGGGAGGGGGCUUCCUCUGGGACCCUGAAGGGUGCUGAUCCUCCGAGGCAGGGAGGGAAACGCCCAAGAGUUGGAAGCCAGCCAAGGGGAGGAGCAACCGGGAACUAAGGAGGAAUUGCCUGACUAUUAGAACAAUUCACCCCCGGAACUCCUGGCCACCAGAAGUUGUGGGGGCUCCAUCACUGGAGGCUCUUGGGAAGAGACCAGACAGCUGUUUGUCCAGGAUGGAAUAAGGACUCCUGCCUGAGCAGGGGGUUGGACUAGAAGACCUCCAAGGUCCCUUCCAACUCUACUAUUCUG